Messenger RNA from Cylicocyclus nassatus, 746 nucleotides. Lineage: Eukaryota; Metazoa; Nematoda; Chromadorea; Rhabditida; Strongylidae. The record is from the annotation of a GenBank genome assembly.
GGAGUUUCUAGCUCCUUUAGACAAUUUUUUGGGCCACUAUAUGCUCUCAAAGGCCCAAGACUUCCAAAAGUUCUUACCUUAAUCCUGCAGUAAUGGGGAUAGGUGAUCCAACUCUACUGCAAAUGUAGGCUGAAGCCAUUUCUACAGACCUGAAAAUUUGCUAAGGUUGUUCGGUUAAAACAUUCAACGAACAUAGUUACGCCACAUUUUUAAGGACAUUCAGUGUAUUUUAUGUUUUCUUUGUCAUUCUCCGAGAAAUGUACACAUGUAAGUUGUUUUGUCUCACACAACUAUGUUAAUAGCCGAGCAGUUUUUUGUCCUGUCCAUGUCAUUCCUCGAAAUGCUACUACUUUGUUUGACUCCCUUAUUCUUGGUGUCUGUAGAUGCUACUUAUAUCGGCGUUGCUGGGACACUGAUAUGUCCUGAUCCCUACAGCAGUAUCGCUUCCAUUUUUCUGAUGGAAAGAGACUUUGGAAGAACAAUUUUUGAUUCCAUCGAUGACGACGACGUGUUAGAUCGCAAGGAGAUCGAACUGAACAAGCCAUUCGAGAUCGGCGGUUCUGAAACAGAGAUAUUCGGACUUGAACCAUACAUAUACUUAAGAUACAGAUGCCAGGAGGAUUAUAAAGAGGAGGUGAUAAAUCUUGGCGACACUCAGUUCAGGGAUCGCGUGUUUCAGCUUCAGAAGGAUCUUAUUACCGGGAAGACAAUUUUGAAUUGAUUGACAAAUAAAUCCUGGAUAUGCA